UCGGACAUUCAGAAAUCAAGAGCCUUGUCAAGGUCCCCUCGGACCGCUAGUUAUAAGCCAAAUGUUAGAUAAUAUCGCACAAAAUGCGGUGUGGUGCCUGAACCGGGCGGAGAGUGACAGACAGACCGACAGACGGACAGCGGGCAAAGGCGAGGAUCAAGCAGCAUGAGAUCGGGAAGUUUAAGUGGCUCGAGCAGAGCUUUGGUGGUAGUUGCUGCUGUUUUCGGAUGGAUGCAGCUUGCACAUGCACAGGAGAACAACGUCUGUCUCACGUUCAAGGAUUACUACACGGUCAAGAACAACUCGAAUUGUUGGUAUAACCCGGCGGCUGUGUAUAAAGCGCCAGACGUGAUCAAAUUGAUGGGCUAUCCAGUGGAAGAACACAAAGUCAUCACUGCUGACGGGUACAUCUUGACCAUGUAUCGAAUCCCGAACUACCAUACGGCGACAAAGUACACAAAGUAUCACCCUGUAUAUCUGCAGCACGGAUUGGUUGCCACCUGUGCCACUUUCAUAGGAUUAGGAAGAGACUCUAUAGCAUUCAUGCUGGCCGAUGCCGGCUACGACGUCUGGUUAGGAAACUACAGAGGCAACGAAUAUUCCGAAGGACACAUCAACUUGACUGUCUACGAUCAGGAGUAUUGGGAUCAUGGGAUGGAUGAAGUUGCCCUACUUGACCUUCCGGCCAUGUUCGAGACAAUUCUCUCUAAUUCGGCCAAAGGGAGCAAAGUGAUCUUCAUCGGGCACUCUUUGGGUACAGCAGUGUCGCUGAUGUACAGCGCGGAACGACCAGAAGAAGCCCGACGUAACGUUAAGAUGUUGGUACUACUUUGCCCUGCCUACACGCUUGCACACAUGAUAUCUCCCUAUAGGUUGGCGGCUCCUUUUGGUGACUUCAUAUUGGAUACCGUGAGAAGAUUGAGACUUGAAAGGAUUGUUUCCCAAGCAGAAGAACUGCAGCGUCUAGUCAUUCCCGUCUGCACAGAAUCUCCUGAGCUAAUGAGGUACUGCAUGCAGCUGUAUAACUUGUUCUACGGACCAAACACUGAUACUGGACCGGAAAGCAUACCGGUUUAUUUCAACCAGUUGCCAGGAGGUACUUCGAUCAAGAUCUUGAACCAUGCUGCAGACCUGGUUAGAGGUAACUUCAGAAAGUACAAUUACUAUGAGGAGGGCAAUAUAAAGCACUACGGCACUCCUCAUGCGCCAGUCUACGACAUCAGUCGGUUACAAGUUCCUGUUCACGUAGUUGUUAGUAAACAAGACUGGGCCACCACAGAAGCUGAUGCAAUCAACCUUUGGAACCACCUACCUCCACGCAGCAGAUACGAGCUCAGGACGAUAGACCUAGAUUUCUUCACUCACGUUGACUUCGUUUUUGGAAGACAUGCGAGGCGACUCAUCUAUGAACCCCUCAUCAAAACUUUAAACAAAGCCAUUGAAGAAUAAUAUUAUUUAUUGUAGAUUAAUAGUUAUUAAAGCUCUUUGUUACAAA
This is a messenger RNA of Acanthoscelides obtectus, 1495 nucleotides long. The record is from the annotation of a GenBank genome assembly. Lineage: Eukaryota; Metazoa; Arthropoda; Insecta; Coleoptera; Chrysomelidae.